AUGUUUCGUUUAGGUGUCAAUCAAGCUGUUCGUUCAGCUCCACGUGUAAGAAACUAUGCUACAUUACGUGAAAUUGAAAACCGUCUUAAAUCAAUCAAGAAUAUUGAAAAAAUUACCAAUACUAUGAAGAUUGUUGCCUCCACUAGAUUAAACAAGGCUCAAAGAGCUAUGCAAUCAUCACGUGUCUUUAACGAGAGUGAGAAAGAGUUUAACCAAAACGCUGAUCCAAAAGAAGCUGAAAAAUUACAAGAAGAAGGUGCAGCUGCUUCAUCUAAUCCAGAAAAGACUUUAUUGAUUGUUGUUUCUUCUGAUAAAGGAUUAUGUGGAUCAAUUCAUUCGCAAUUAUCUAAAUCUGCCAGAAAGAGAACUGAAGAAUUGAAUGGUAAUGUUGAUAUCGUUGCUGUUGGAGAUAAAGUUAAAGCCCAAUUAUCAAGAACUCAUACUGAUAAAUUGAAAUUGGCUUUCAAUGGUAUUGGUAAAGAAGCUCCAAAUUUCACUGAAGUUGCUUUAAUUGCUGAUGAAAUUGCUAAAUUAGGCAAAUAUGGAAAUGUUGAAAUUCUUUACAACAAGUUUGUUUCUGGUGUUUCUUUUGAACCAUCAACUUUUGCUGUCUAUGCUUCUGAUAUUAUUGAGAAUGCUCCAGGUAUCAACAAGUAUGAAUUUGAAGGUGAAGAUGCCGUACAAAGCUUGGCUGAAUUCUCAUUGGCUAACAACUUGUUGACUGCUAUGGCUGAAGGUUAUGCUUCUGAAAUUUCUGCCAGAAGAAAUGCUAUGGAUAAUGCAUCAAAGAAUGCUGGUGAUAUGAUUAACAGUUACUCAAUCUUGUAUAACAGAACUAGACAAGCUGUUAUUACCAAUGAAUUAGUUGAUAUUAUUACUGGUGCUUCAUCUUUGGAAUAA
Messenger RNA from Lodderomyces orthopsilosis Co 90-125, 900 nucleotides. It is a transcript of the gene ATP3, whose product is annotated as F1F0 ATP synthase subunit gamma. NCBI's taxonomy places the organism in Eukaryota, Fungi, Ascomycota, Pichiomycetes, Serinales, Debaryomycetaceae. The transcript has 2 exons. Bases 1 to 900 code for a protein of 299 amino acids. The record is from RefSeq and is a predicted model, not a curated record. Gene Ontology annotation, biological process: proton motive force-driven ATP synthesis. Gene Ontology annotation, molecular function: proton-transporting ATP synthase activity, rotational mechanism.